This is a messenger RNA of Dacryopinax primogenitus, 504 nucleotides long. RefSeq lists its product as uncharacterized. Lineage: Eukaryota; Fungi; Basidiomycota; Dacrymycetes; Dacrymycetales; Dacrymycetaceae. The annotation marks the transcript as partial. The transcript has 3 exons. The record is from RefSeq and is a predicted model, not a curated record.
CUAGGUGCCGGGACUGGGCUAGUGUCCCUCGUAUUAUCGGCCCUAUUGUCAUCGCGACCAAACAUAUCAGUGACAAUCACCGAUCUUGCUUCGGCCAUAUCAUUGCUCGAACAUAACAUUCAGCACAACCGGCCAUUACUAGAGCGCACUAACAUCCGACUGAAUGUACUGGAUUGGGAGCGAGAUCUUCCGGACGAGAUUAAAUCAUCAGGGCCGUUUAAGCUUAUUCUCAUGUCCGACGUCACCUACAACACCGCCUCUUUUUCAGCCUUGCUGAAGACAAUGAGAUCGUUGCGACAGUUGUCCCGUGAUGCUAAUGUAGACACGCUUGCAGUAUUGGCUUACAAAGAGCGUGAUAUUGCCGAGCGCGAAUUAUGGGCGAUGAUGGAGAAGGAGGGCUUUCAGUUCGCGAAGCUCGAGGAGAUUACUGGGCACGGUGGUCAGCCUGUUGAAUUGUGGUUUGCACAGGUGUCACAAUGUGUAACUCAGGUCACUCGUCGUUGA